Messenger RNA from Nestor notabilis (Kea), 970 nucleotides. RefSeq names its product cyclin-dependent kinase 18. NCBI's taxonomy places the organism in Eukaryota, Metazoa, Chordata, Aves, Psittaciformes, Psittacidae. Gene Ontology annotation, biological process: protein phosphorylation. The annotation marks the transcript as partial. The transcript is spliced from 9 exons. Gene Ontology annotation, cellular component: cytoplasm; nucleus. The record is from RefSeq and is a predicted model, not a curated record. Gene Ontology annotation, molecular function: ATP binding; protein kinase activity.
AUGAACAAGAUGAAGAACUUCAAGCGGAGGUUUUCCCUCUCGGUUCCCCGAACAGAGACCAUCGAGGAGUCGCUGACGGAGUUCACGGAGCAGUUCAACCAGCUCAACAACCAGAGGAAUGAAGUGCUUUCAUGGUGCAUUCAUGACCCGCUGCUCUGUCCCUCCCUGCAGGAUGUCAGCAAGCGCCUCUCCCUGCCCAUGGACAUCCGCCUGCCCCCCGAGUUCCUGCAGAAGCUGCAGAUGGAGAGCCCGGAGUUCCCCAAGCCCCUCAGCAGGAUGUCCCGACGGGCUUCCCUGUCAGAUAUUGGGUUUGGGAAGCUGGAAACCUAUGUUAAACUGGACAAACUGGGAGAGGGCACUUAUGCCACUGUCUUCAAGGGACGCAGCAAGCUGACUGAGAACCUGGUUGCCCUGAAGGAAAUCCGCUUGGAGCACGAGGAAGGGGCACCUUGCACAGCCAUACGGGAAGUGUCACUGCUGAAGAACCUGAAACACGCCAACAUCGUCACCCUGCACGACAUCAUCCACACGGAGCGGUCCCUCACCCUCGUCUUCGAGUACCUGGACAACGACCUCAAGCAGUACCUCGAUAACUGCGGGAACCUGAUGAGCGUGCACAAUGUGAAGAUCUUCAUGUUCCAGCUGCUGCGGGGUCUGGCUUACUGCCAUGGGAGGAAGAUCCUGCACCGAGACCUCAAACCCCAAAACCUGCUCAUCAACGAGAGAGGGGAGCUCAAGCUGGCUGACUUCGGACUAGCCAGAGCCAAGUCAGUCCCUACGAAAACAUACUCCAAUGAGGUGGUCACGCUGUGGUACCGGCCCCCCGAUGUCCUGCUGGGAUCUACCGAGUAUUCCACACCCAUCGACAUGUGGGGCGUUGGGUGCAUCCACUACGAGAUGGUCACCGGGCGGCCCAUGUUCCCCGGCUCCACCGUGAAGGAAGAGCUGCACUUGAUCUUCAGGCUGCUGG